Mycena citricolor is the source of this 288-nucleotide messenger RNA. The record is from the annotation of a GenBank genome assembly. Lineage: Eukaryota; Fungi; Basidiomycota; Agaricomycetes; Agaricales; Mycenaceae.
AUGUCCAAGGACUCAGCGGCCUCCUGGUCCAAGUGCAUGUCCAAGCGCACCCCGUUCCCGUUCCCCACUUGGGCUCUGUUCGUCACCGAGUUCAAGCUCCGAUUCGUCGAGGAGAACGAGCAAGACCACGCCUUGGCGCGACUAGAAACCCAUCAGUAUUAUAUGGGCUCCCGUGACGUAUUCAAGUACACGGACGAGUACGACGACCUCCUUGACCUCGCUGGUUAUACCGACAACUUGGUCAAGGUAACCAAAUAUAGGACGGGCUUGGACCCAAGGAUCAACUAA